This is a messenger RNA of Platichthys flesus (European flounder), 3630 nucleotides long. RefSeq names its product G protein-coupled receptor 17 (gene gpr17). The coding region runs from base 169 to 1164 and encodes 331 amino acids. The transcript is spliced from 2 exons. NCBI's taxonomy places the organism in Eukaryota, Metazoa, Chordata, Actinopteri, Pleuronectiformes, Pleuronectidae. Gene Ontology annotation, cellular component: membrane. The record is from RefSeq and is a predicted model, not a curated record. Gene Ontology annotation, biological process: phospholipase C-activating G protein-coupled receptor signaling pathway; positive regulation of Rho protein signal transduction. Gene Ontology annotation, molecular function: G protein-coupled receptor activity.
GCUUCAGUUCGUCCACAGCUCAGCAGACAAACUCCAGUCUGCACUUACAACUGCUGUACAACUAUUUGCUCCUGCGCUGAUUGUUGUCCACUCUAAUUUGCUCCUGAAGAGACCAAUUUUUUUUCUCCUGCCUGAGGAAGUCUGGAGCUCUGGACCUCGGUCACCACAAUGGAGUCAGCUAUGUCCAAUCAUUCAUUGGCCUGUGCUUCGGUGGAGACGACAGCUGAGAACACUUUAUUUGGAUGCUUCUACAUCAUGAUUUUCUUCCUGGCGCUGAACGGUAACAGCUUGGCCCUGUGGAUCUUCUGUCAUCAGCGUGGCGCUCCCUCUCCAGCUAAUGUCUUCUUGAUGCACCUGGCUGUGGCAGACUUGUCCUACGUGAUCAUCCUCCCACUGAGGGCCACCUACCACCUCACUGGGGGCCACUGGCCCUUUGGCGAGGUGCCCUGCAGAGUGGUUGGCUUUUUGUUUUACGUAAACAUGUAUGCUAGCCUGUACUUUCUGGCCUGUGUGGCUGCCGACCGCUACCUGGCUGUGGUCCAUGCUGUGAGGUCGCUGAAGGUUCGUCGUGCUCGCUACGCUCACAUCAUCAGCUUCUCUCUCUGGGCCCUGGUCACUGUCUCCAUGUUGCCAUUGCUCGUCACCAACCAGACACGAGAGGUGGAUGGUGUGACGGUGUGUCAGCAGCUGUACAGAGAGAAUGCUUCUCGUAAGGCGCUUAUCUCACUGGCUGUGGCCUUCACCCCACCUUUCUUCGUCAUCCUGUCCUGCUACCUGCUCAUCAUUCACAGCCUGCAUCAGGGCUCCAGGUUAGAGCCAGCAAUCAAGCUGAGGGCCCUGCGGACCAUCAGUGUGGUAAUCCUCAUCUAUGUGGUAUGUUUCCUGCCAUAUCAUGUGAGCAGGGCCUCCUUCAUCCUGGGGUACGGACACGUUGACACGUCCUGUCAGACACGCAGGGGCCUGAUGUUGGCCAACCGCCUCACCUCAUGCCUCACGUGUCUGAACGGUGCUAUGGACCCACUGGUGUACGUGUUUGGGGCCAAGAAGUUCCGCGGGACUCUAAAACAAAUGUUUUGCAAAGACAGGUCAGGAGUGUCAGGAGCCACCAGUGGAGAUUUAAAAGGAACACAUGAGAGCUCUGUGAGCGCCAAGUCAGAGUUCUGAGGGAUUUGAUCCGGAGCACUGUGUGGACUCAAUGCUUUUCCAACACAACCAAAAUUGGUCUGACUGUGGACUGACUGUUGCCUUCGCCUAAAAGAAGGCUGCGGCUUAUUCUGAAAUGCAGUUGAUGUAACACAGUUGCCUCUAUAGCCUGAAUUUAAAACCUUGUUCCAGUGUCCACCCUGUGCCCAUUUUACAGAACCAUUACAAAUUGUAUCUGAAGUAAUCUGUGUAAAUGCAGGAAGGGGGACAAGUCAUCACAAUAUGGGGAUUGAGACAGAGAUUUGUGAAAUCUAUUUAAACAUAACUCGACAUAGUCAUUGGCCAGUAGAGUGUUUAUCAUAUUUCAUAUUCAUGGAUCCCAUUUUGUGGAAUGUGGGAAUCCCGUGUCUUACUACACCAUAAGACAAAUAAGUGCAAACAAGUUGUUUAUACUGUGUGAAUACUGUUUGUUUAUACUUGGUAUUUUUUCCAGCUCAUUCUGUGUUUUGUUGUGCCUCCAAAAUCCCACUCUUAUUUCUGUUUGAUUUUUGAAAAGUGUUAGUCAUAUGAUAUGAUAGCCCUGAACCUUCAUGCAUCAUAGUCUGUGAGUAUGAAGCUGGAUGCUGGAAAUCGGCUUAAACAUCAUUCUGCUGAUUCUGCUUUUGCUACCCAGCGCUGUCUUCCAUCAACAGAGUAGUAAGUCCAAAAUAUAAAGCCAAAGUUUAUCCCAGAUAGGAGGAAAAGAAAGUAAUACUAUACUAAAAUACUAAGUAUGUACAUAGUAAACUUUUACUGCGUUUUUCAAUUGUUUAAUCCAUUACCCACACACGUUAAUGUUUCUUAUCUUUAGUAUUUGUCAGUCAGUCCAACAUUAAAGUCAAGCUGUAAUUAUCUCCCAACCUUUAUAUAGAUUGUUGUUAAAAGACAUCCAUGAUGUAUCAGAGGAUUAUCACCAGUGCUUUGAUUUGGGACCCAGUGAAAAGUUGUUCAGUACCAAAUAGCAAAUGUUAGCGUGAUAAUGUUCCAAACUAAGACACAGCACAUUGUAAACAUUAUACCCUGAUAAACAUAAGAAUGUUAGCUUCAGUGUUUCCCCGUUAAUUACCUAGACAGUGGUGACCUGCUAUAUUCUUAUUAAUCCUGCCACAGUUUCAUAAUGAACCCAAAAAUAUUUAAAUUGUCAUAAUAAUACAAGAGAUCUCAUACUUUGUGUUUUACUCCAUUGUUGUAUUGUAUAGCUGCAGAAAUAGUUCAGCACUAUUUGCCAUGUGCUCAAGCUAUCAGUCAUUAUGUAUUUACCAUACCUACUGUCAGACUUUCAGCUAAAGUUGUGGCGUACACUUAAUUACUCUAUUACAAACUUAUAUUUCGUUCUUUAGUCUGUGCACCUGUGACCUUUGUUCGUGUGCGUGAGCAACCCUGUUUCCGUCAAGGAUUUAAUUAGUUCUGUGCAAAACCCAGGUACGGUAUUAAUAUUGGUAUUAAAAUUAGGUGUGGUCGGGUGUAUUACAAUCUCAAGGCCAUUGGACACAACAUAAACAGGAAGUCAAAGUUAUUUAAAGGGUGCAUCAUUAAGAUGGUAAUAUACGACCUGGCACAUAUACUUUUCUUGUGACACACUUUCACUUUGUAUUCAAGUAGAUCUCUUUUCUCCGAAGCACUUGCUCUUCCUAUCUGGCGAAAUAAAGACAAUGGGAGAUGUCACGCUCAUUGUUUUAUUGCAUGUUAUGCCUCCAACAAACCCAUGAUUAUUUUAUUAAAAGAAUGAAAACCUUUUAUAAACCAUGGUUUUAGGUGCAGCAGCCUCUAUUCCACUGUUAAACUAGAAAAAGAGGAUUCGGAAUGAAGACAUUUGUACACCAUAUGCGCUUAUAACAAUAGAGCCCUUAGUCUUGUUUAAAUAUAAGAAGUAUUUUAAAAACAAAUUACAAAUGUAUGUAUAUAUAUAUAUAUAUAUAUUUUCCAUUGUUGUUUACAUUGCUGGAAGACCCCAGUGGCAUGUUAACCUUGUUCUGCUUGACAAAUCUUAAUUGUACAUAUAUUCUCCAUUAUCCUGCUUCCUAACUGUUAUAUGCAUUAUGGUCUUGCCCUUGUUACACUGUGAUAUCAUAAUGUUGCAUGACAAAUAAUACUCCCUAUUUUACUGUGAGUCAGUUUAUUCAUCAUCGAGACAGAAAUAUAAUUCAUGCAAUGUCAUUGCUAUUACAAAAUCAUGCCGCAGAGGAAAAACUACCGUGCAACUCUCGCUGCAGGAGUGAUCCAAAAGUUUACUUCUAUGACCAUAACUGACUCAUUUUCUUUUUUUGUAUCAAUAAUGUGUUUUUCAAUGCUGUAAUAUGCUGCAAUGUUUUUAUAAAGUGCUUUUACAUAAAAAAUUAUGCGAACUCCACCCAACAGCUGUCAUGUCCUGAAAGCAAAAGUGUAAAUUCACGUCUGUUCUUUUGUCCGAUGUCACGACAUGUCUGCGACUUGCUCUCUGUGAAAGUG